AUGGAGAAAGAAAAAAAAAGGCGUAAGGAGUCUUUGACGGAAAAUGAAAAAUUAAAUCGGAUGUUAGUAUACAAACGUAUGUUUCGGGCAGAGGUGAGAAAAGUGAUUGCCAAUCGAUAUUGGUUGGAAGAGAUGGACGAACGAAAAAUACUGGGCGACAAUGUCAAACAAAAUUUUCUUUUAAUUACAAAGAAGAAAAUAAGGACGGAUCUUAAGUUGGAGGAAAAAGCUCUUCUGCGAAAACCAACAAAUUUACGAACGACCGAAGAAAUGAACAAAAUCUUUUCUGUUAUCGGUUCUCUAAAAUGUUUCACAAAAUACGACGAUCAAGUCCAACUGCAGCUGGCAGGACGAAUGCUUUUUGAAUAUUACGGGAAUGAUCGUUGUAUAGUGAGACAGAAUCAUGAAGGUUUGAAGAUGUUUGUUAUAUCUUCUGGAAGAGUUGUUAUUUCACAACAAGCCAUUGAUCCCGCGACUGGUGACAUGGUUUCUUUCGAAAUUGGAAUUAUGGAAAAAGGUGAAAUGUUUGGGGAAUAUUCUCUCCUGCACGGGAACAAAAGAUUAGCAACAAUCACAACUAUAGGUGAUUGUGAGUUCCUAACACUUAACAAGACAGACUUUAACGAAGUGUUGAAAAAGUUUUUAAUAGACGAAUGGGAUCAGAUUGAACAAGCAAUGAAUCAGUUUAUUUAUUUUAAUGGAUGGAACGCUGCUACUAAACGAGAAUGCUGCAUUUUAUCGAAACUGAAAACGUACGAAGCCGGUGAAACUUUAGCAGGCGAUACGUUAGGAUCGACUGAGUACACGUUCUUCUUAUUAAAAGGAACUUGUCAAUUAGUAGAACACUUAUUGGUCACAAGUGUAAACAGGAAAGGUGUUAAAUAUUUUCGGCAGUGGAAACCUUCUGAAGAUGAUAAUAGCGAAGAAUGGUUAGAUAAGAUGCGGGUGAGAUCCACGCUAGGACGCUUAGGUCAAAUUGAACCUUUAAUAGAUCUUCAUAAUAAAAUGAGCUCAGCUCAAGUCUUACCACCAUCAAGUUCUGAAACAGAAUUACAAAGCACCGUCCAAAAACAAGAGUCACAUGAAUAUAUUCAAGAUAAUUUGGAAGAGUUUUUUAAUUAUACCAUAAACGAAGUAGAGCAAAUGCGAACGAAGCGUACAACACCUCCGAGUUUACAAACAAAAAUUCCUUCCAAUGUAGAAGUCUACUAUAUGCAACUUUGUAUUUUUAAAGAAUUGUCUUGCUUUGCUAUUGGAGAACAAUUGAAAAACCGUCGAAUAAUAGCAUUGACGCCCGUGAAUGUUUUGGAGAUUCCUAGAUAUUUUCUUUUUGAUAAAAACGUCGGUAAUAUUUGGAGUAAAAUACAGCACUUUUUGAACAUCAGAAUCCCGUCAACCGAUCAGGUGUUUAAAGAAUUCGUUAAUUUACGGAAGUGGGAAAGGCAUUGUAAGGAAAUGAAAAAACCUAUUAUUAAAUAUAGAACAUGCUGUUACAGUAACAGCUUCUCAAAUUUGCCCUAUUAUGUCAGAAUUCGAGAUCAUGUGCAGUAUAACACGAAAAAAGGGGAAAUUUAUAAUUUAAAAUGAUUAUAUUAGUAGUAAGAUUUAUUAAAAAAGGGUUUGUGAUUACGAAACAAUAA
Agrilus planipennis (emerald ash borer) is the source of this 1640-nucleotide messenger RNA. RefSeq lists its product as uncharacterized. The record is from RefSeq and is a predicted model, not a curated record. NCBI's taxonomy places the organism in Eukaryota, Metazoa, Arthropoda, Insecta, Coleoptera, Buprestidae. The transcript is spliced from 8 exons. The coding region runs from base 1 to 1587 and encodes 528 amino acids.